Priapulus caudatus is the source of this 1320-nucleotide messenger RNA. Its product is annotated as partitioning defective 3 homolog. The record is from RefSeq and is a predicted model, not a curated record. Lineage: Eukaryota; Metazoa; Priapulida; Priapulimorpha; Priapulimorphida; Priapulidae. The transcript has 10 exons. Gene Ontology annotation, cellular component: apical plasma membrane; cell cortex; adherens junction. Gene Ontology annotation, biological process: intracellular protein localization; establishment of centrosome localization; microtubule cytoskeleton organization. The coding region runs from base 1 to 1320 and encodes 439 amino acids. Gene Ontology annotation, molecular function: protein binding; phosphatidylinositol binding.
AUGGGACAAGAUGGCCUGCUGGCUAUAGGUGGACCACGCGGGACAACCAGGCCCGGCUCCAACGGCCGCCUUUACAUCAGAACAUCCUGCCGAAGGGAGCCGCGCAUCGGAGAUGGCCGCCUGAAGCCAUGGGAGGACCGGUUCAUGGAGGUGAACGGGAUUGAGAUGGAUGGCCAAAGUCUCAGCAGGCAGGCGGUGCAGAUACUGCGGCAGACGAGUGGGAUGCAGUCGUUGACCUCGUCGUCUCACGCCAGGAGGUGUUUUGACACAACGCUGCCCCGAGAACUGGUGGCGCUUGACUCAGUGCCUGCAGGCACCCUCUCUUGCCGGCCGGCGGAGAAGCUAGGCGAGGACGUGCUGCUGACGCCCGGACUGCAGAAGGAGAUCCUCACGUUCGAGAUCGCCGUCAACGAUACGGGAUCUGCCGGCCUCGGCGUCAGCGUGAAGGGAAAGACGACGAACACGCCCAACGGACCGAAAGAUCUCGGCAUCUUCAUCAAGUGCGUGAUCCAUGGGGGCGCGGCGCACAAAGAUGGCCGCCUGCGCACCAACGACCAGCUGCUGUGCGUUAACGAGCAGGGCCUCGUCGGUAAGACUAACGACGCGGCGAUGUCGGGCCUGCGACACGCGAUGCAGGGAGGGCCGGGCGACGCGGCGGCGGCAGCGGCAUCAGUAGCUGCUGACAGCAUCACCGUGGUGAUCGCGCGGCGUCUGCCGUCCACCGCCGACUCAAACAAGAGCAUGGACUCGAGCGACGGCAACGUCGAAUACCUCGCCAUCACAAAGGUGGACAAUGAGCUUUACGCGGAGGAGACGACGGGCGACGGCUCAGAGGACACGAACACGACGAACACGCUCAGCACGGUGGUGCCCUCUCGUGGCCCCGUCGGCGACGGGCCCCCCCUGCCGAGCAUGCAGAGAAACCCGGUGAUUGACAGGCUGACUGGUACCAACAAACUCUACAACGACUCGUACUACCGAGCGACGCACGAGAGCAUGAUGGAGGGAACGGCGCAGGAGAGCAUGAUGAUGGAGGGAGCGACGGACGAGCCGGACGGAGGACGCAUGGUGCGGUCGCCGGUGAGGGAGGCGCGGCGCGGGGGCGUGCGCUCUCCUCCCGUCAUCGACGUCGCGCAGGAGACAAUGAGGAUCGUCGCUGACUACGACAAACAGAAUGCGUGGCAGCCGCCUCCCAGCAGCCGCGGCCGUGGCACGGCGACCGAGGUCAGCAGCAGCAGUCUGCCACCAGAUGUCAGCACGAGAGCACCCGAGCCGCCGGCGUGGCUCAUCAACUGGCAGGAAGAGUCGAUUGAGAUGUAA